AGAUAUUAUUUUGUUAUGUUUUUGUUGGCAGAUUCUGCUGUGGUGAUGAGUCCAGUGGGCGUGUAUGCUCAGAGACCAGACUCUCUACCAGUUCUGCACAGUCCUGGAGGUGUCUCACUUAACAGUGAGCCAGACAGCACAACUUAUAGCACUCAGAAUAUUGCUCCCAGGUUCAAAAACAAAAUAAGGGCAAUGCAAGGGCGGCCUUACGAUCCACCCAUGAUUCAGCAGCCUGAAGUGUCCAGCACUACCAACAUACCAGUACCGACACACUACAUCCCUCCUGCCUCUGCUCCAGCUCCAGCUACUGCGGUAUACUACCACCCUGUGGAGUGUGAGCCCUACUGUCCACCUAAUUAUGUGGAGUAUACUGUAUAUGACCCCACCGUUUUCUACCCUCCACCACCCUCUCUUCCUCCCACUACUCAUUACAUUCACCCUGACACUCUCUUCUACCAGCACAUUGUCCCCGCUCCGCUACCAACAGUUGUCUAGUCUUGCCUUGCACAUUGUCCCCACUCCACUACCAACAGUUGUCUAAUCUAACCUCAUUAUUAAUGAGAUAAAAAUGUGCCUUCUGAAUAUCAAUAUUAUUAAUCAGAUUUAUACUUUGUUUUGACUUGUAAACUAUUUAAUUAGGUUACUAACCUAAAGUUUGUUAUACAUUAAAAAAACUUCCUUGUUAAUGUAAACCUAUUUACAAUUUACACAGCACGUAUUAAUGGAUGUUUGAGUUGAUUUGUUCACAACUAAUAUACAUCGAUCUGUAUAUUACUGCUGUUUAUUGCAAAACAUUUCAACACAGUAAAUUCACACGAACAUUUAUUACUCAAUAGAUUGGCUCUUUAUGCAUAGAAUCUGUGGAUAACAAGAGCUACUCAUCAGUACAUAGUAGAUAGGGUUUCUUCUUAAAGUAGUAUGUUUAAAUAUUGUUAUGUAAAUAGUGUACUAUAAAUAAAUAUUGUUUUUGUGAUAAUGUUAUAAUAAUUGUUAUUAGACUUGUUAAUGCUGGAUAAGGCUAUGUAAUGGUAGAUUUAGACGGUACUCUGCAGUUUAACUAUACCAGGCAGUAACUAAACUAACUAUGUAACAUUUUCUUACUUAAUGCAUUUUUCAGUGUUGGAAUAAGUUAACAUCAGAUAUUUGAUCAUAAUGUCACCGAGUUCUUGAUUAAUAAAGCAUGUAAGUUUGAAGAAUCGCUCUGUAAUAAAACAUUAUUUCAAUAUACAAACUACUAAGUUGUUACUUCUCUAAGUAUUGACAUAUGCUCUAAUACAUUCUGCAGUUCAAAAAAUAUACUAUAAGUGUAUUUAUAUAAAAUAUCAAUAAUUUAACUAUUGAAAGUUGUCAACAACAUAUGUUAAAGUAUAUUUAUUGUGUACUUUAUUGUUUGUGUAAUAAUUUAUUGCAUUUAACAACACUAAAAACAAAUAUUUCCAUCCACAAUGUUUUUAAAAUAAUGUAUUGAAAUAAUUGUUUUUUCUCAUUUUUAAUUCUAAUGUAUGUAAACUAUGACUUGUUUUAUUAAACUAGAUAAUGUUUCUUAUCUCAAUAAUAUACAUUUAAGACUGAGUAACAUAUAUUCUAAGAUAGUCAUACUAUACAGUAAUUGUACAUUCUAAACUUGUUAAGCAAUAUGGGUGUUGUAUUAAAUGCUAUUUCUGUAAGCGGUUUUGAUAUGUAUUUUACAGUAUAUUUUGAUAAGUAUGUGUUGUAUAUAUUGUUUGUAUAGCAUUGAAGAGAGUGCAAAUUGAGUUCCUUUUUUUAAGAUUAAAGUAGUUUUUAAAUUUGUGAUGAUUAUUGAUAAUGUAAAUAGAUAAUGCACACUACUUUCAUAUUUAGUAACUAGCCAGAUUCUUAUUAUUCCAUACAAUAAAGUGAUUGUUGAAAUUGUUAUUAAGUGCACUUAAUAGCAUUAAUUAAAUGUUUAAUUUGUAAAUAGAUUAGAUUAUACAUAAUACCUAAAACGAUCCUUAGUUGUGAAUAAUUUUAAGAAUACUGUCAACUACUUAUUUUUAAGAAUAUAGAAACUUUGGAUCUUUAAUAAAUAUUAUAUGUUAAGGAAGCGAUUAUUUUGUUUCACGAAAGAGUGAUUUUUAUUUGUUUGUUAUAUUAUAACCAUAGAUAUUUAAUACAAUGAGACAGUAGCCAUUACAUUACCAAUAAUAUUUUGAAUUUUUGAUUAUAUGAAGUUAAAUGAGUUUGUUUAAGGAAUAAUUUGAGUUAAGAAUACUUAAGUUUGAUUAAGAAUAUAUUCUAAUUUAGAUGUUUUUGAUUAGAGAAUAAAUAGUUUUUGUUUAUA
This is a messenger RNA of Homalodisca vitripennis (glassy-winged sharpshooter), 2302 nucleotides long. Its product is annotated as leucine-rich repeat extensin-like protein 1. Lineage: Eukaryota; Metazoa; Arthropoda; Insecta; Hemiptera; Cicadellidae. The record is from RefSeq and is a predicted model, not a curated record. Bases 16 to 495 code for a protein of 159 amino acids. The transcript is spliced from 2 exons.